CCCCCGCGGGCUGUAAGAGCGCCCAGACUUCCGGACUAGCUGGGGCGGGUGCUGUGUGAGCCCAGCUAGUCUCCCCCCACCCCGCCCGCCCUCCUUCCUCCCCUCCUCCUGCGCGCUGUGCCUGCCCAGCCUCUCCUAAGACGGACGCUUGGCACUAUGUCUCUGCGUAACCCUGUCCUGCAACCCCCCGGGGUGAAGGCCUAUCUGAGCCAAGGCGAGCGCUUCAUCAGAUGGGAUGAUCAUGCCUCAGGAAAGGCUUUGCAGAAGCUAGUCUUUGACGGUAUUUUAGGCAAGAGGGGCUGGGUGCUGAGGCUGGGAGCCUCCCCGGUUAUCCUCCGUGUGGACCCCAAGGGCUACUACUUGUGGACAUAUCAGAGUAAGGAGAUGGAGUUUCUGGAUAUCACCAGCAUCCGGGACACCCGCUUUGGGAAGUUUGCCAAGAUGCCCAAGAGCCAGAAGCUCCGGGAUGUCUUCAACAUGGACUUUCCUGACAACAACUUUGCUGAGACGCUCACCGUGGUGUCUGGCCCCGACAUGGUGGACCUCACCUUCCAUAACUUCGUCUCCUACAAAGAGAACGUGGGCAAGGUGCACCGGGGGCGCCUGGCCUGGGGCUGGGCACCUGGGACAGACUGGGCUGAAGAUGUCCUGGCUCUGGCCAAACACCCGCUGACGGCCAACGCCUCCCGCAGCACCUUCCUGGACAAGAGGUAAGUGCCUCUCAAGAUGCAGCUCAACCCUGAAGGGAAGAUUCCUGUGAAGAUUUUUUCCAGAUGUUUUCCUGCUGACCGCAAGCGGGUGGAAGCUGCCCUCAGCGCCUGCCACCUCCCCAAAGGCAAGAAUGAUGCCAUCAAUCCCGAGGACUUCCCAGAAUCCGUCUACAAGAGUUUCCUCAUGAACCUUUGUCCUCGGCCAGAAAUAGAUGAGAUCUUCACUUCCUACCACGCCAAGGCCAAACCCUACAUGACUAAGGAGCACCUGGCCAAAUUCAUCAACCAGAAACAGCGCGACUCCAGGCUCAACUCCCUGCUGUUCCCGCCUGUGCGGCCUGACCAGGUGCAGGGCCUCAUCGACAAGUACGAGCCCAGAGGCGUCAACGUGCAGAGGGGCCAGCUGUCCCCCGAGGGCAUGGUAUGGUUUCUCUGUGGGCCAGAGAACAGCGUGCUGGCCCAGGACAAGCUGCUGCUGCACCACGACAUGACGCAGCCGCUCAACCAUUACUUCAACUCCUCCCACAACACCUACCUGACAGCCGGCCAGUUCUCAGGCCUUUCCUCUGCGGAGAUGUACCGCCAGGUGCUGCUGGCGGGUUGCCGCUGCGUGGAGCUGGACUGCUGGAAGGGGAAGCCCCCUGAUGAGGAGCCCAUUAUCACCCACGGCUUCACCAUGACCACAGACAUCUAUUUCAAGGAAGCAAUUGAAGCUAUUGCAGAAAGUGCCUUUAAGACCUCCCCUUAUCCGGUCAUCCUGUCGUUUGAAAACCACGUGGACUCACCCCGCCAACAGGCUAAGAUGGCCGAGUACUGCCGAACGAUAUUUGGGGAUAUGCUGCUCACAGAGCCACUGGAAAAGUUCCCACUGAAACCAGGCAUCCCCCUGCCCAGCCCUGAGGAUCUCCGAGGCAAGAUCCUCAUCAAGAACAAGAAGAAACAGUUUCCUGGUCCCGCAGGCCCCAGCCAGGAGCCGGGUGGGGAGGCUGAGGGGAGCGGCCCACCCAAUGUCCCUGUGGGUGAGGACACAGUGUGGGCUGGUGAGGAAGGGCUGAGCUGGAGGAGGGAGGAGGUGGAAGAGGAAGAGGAGGAGUCGGGAAGCCUGGAUGAAGAAGAGAUGAAGAAGAUGCAGUCAGAUGAGGGCACAGCGGGCCUGGAGGUGACGGCUUACAAGGAAAUGUCCAGCCUAGUCAAUUACGUCCAGCCCACCAAGUUCAUCUCCUUCGAGUCCUCUGCCCAGAAGAACCGAAGUUAUGUCAUUUCCUCCUUCACGGAGCUCAAGGCUUACGACCUGCUCUCCAAGUCCUCAGUGCAGUUUGUGGACUACAACAAGCGCCAGAUGAGCCGCAUCUACCCCAAGGGCACCCGCAUGGACUCCUCCAACUACAUGCCCCAGAUGUUCUGGAAUGCUGGUUGCCAGAUGGUUGCUCUCAACUUCCAGACGAUGGACCUGCCCAUGCAGCAGAACAUGGCGCUCUUUGAGUUCAACGGGCAGAGUGGCUACCUCCUCAAGCAUGAGUUCAUGCGUCGGUUGGACAAGCAGUUCAACCCCUUCUCGGUGGACCGCAUCGACGUGGUGGUAGCCACGACCCUUUCCAUUACGGUGAUCUCUGGGCAGUUCCUGUCAGAACGCAGUGUGCGCACCUAUGUGGAAGUGGAGCUGUUUGGCCUUCCUGGGGACCCCAAGAGGCGCUAUCGCACCAAGCUGUCACCCAGUACCAAUUCCAUCAAUCCUGUCUGGAAGGAGGAGCCCUUUGUCUUUGAGAAGAUCUUGAUGCCUGAGCUGGCCUCCCUCAGGGUGGUUGUGAUGGAGGAUGGCAACAAGUUUCUUGGACACCGCAUCAUCCCCAUCAAUGCCCUGAAUUCUGGAUACCACCAUCUGUGCCUGCACAGUGAGAGCAACAUGCCGCUCACCAUGCCUGCGCUCUUUGUCUUCCUGGAGAUGAAGGACUAUGUACCUGACACCUGGGCAGACCUCACGGUGGCCCUCGCCAAUCCCAUCAAGUUCUUCAGUGCCCAUGAUAAGAAGUCUGUGAAGCUCAAGGAAGCCAUGGGAGGCCUGCCUGAGAAUCCCUUCCCUCUCGGGGGUCCAGUUGCCCGCCAGGUCAAUGGGGCAUCGGCUCCAACGAGCAACGGGUCAGCAGCAGACGGGGCCAAGGCCGGGGAGGAGGCCACGAAAGAAGCUGCGGAGCCGCGGACCGCCAGCCUGGAGGAGCUGCGGGAGCUGAAGGGCGUCGUGAAGCUGCAGCGGCGGCACGAGAAGGAGCUGCGGGAGCUGGAGCGGCGCGGGGCGCGGCGCUGGGAGGAGCUGCUGCAGAGGGGCGCGGCGCAGGCGGCCGAGUUCGGGCCGCCGGGCGCUGGGGGCGGCGGCGAGGGCCGGGGCCGCAAGCUCGGCCCGGGGAAAGGCUCCCGCAAAAAGAGGACCCCGCCGGGCGAGGACCCCGCCGGGGCGGCGCCGGCCGAAGGCCCCGAGGGCGCGGACGCGCGCCUGCGAGAGCUGAGGGACAGGCUGGAGCUGGAGCUGUUGAGGCAGGGCGAGGAGCAGUGCGAGUGUGUUCUGAGGCGGCAGGGAAGCAGCAAACAAAUGACCAAGAUGAUGGAGCUGGCCAGAGAGAGACAGGCUGCAGAGCUGAAGACCCUCAAGGAGACUUUGGAGACUGACACCAAAGAGAUGAAGAAAAAGCUGGAGGCCAAGAGGCUGGAGCGGAUCCAGGCCAUGAUGAAGGUCACCACAGACAAGAUGGCUCAGGAGAGGUUGAAGAGAGAGAUUAACAACUCCCACAUCCAGGAGGUGGUGCAGGUCAUCAAGCAGAUGACGGACAACCUGGAGAGGCACCAGGAGAAGCUGGAAGAGAAGCAGGCAGCCUGCCUGGAACAGAUCCGGGAGAUGGAAAAGCAGUUCCAGCAGGAGGCGCUGGCAGAAUACAAGGCAAGUGAAGGGCCUGAGGUGGAAGUAAAGGAGUCGGUGAGGACCUGCCUCAGGCCUGCUUGCCCUCUGCGGAGGAGUGACAAGCCUGAGAGGACCUACAGGGUCUCCAGGGGGCUGUGUGAGCAGGAUGCCCUCACAGAGAAGACAGACGCCCAGGAGAGCCUCCUUGAUGCCCCCCAUGCCCUUGGGACGUUCUGCAAGGACAUUCACCCUUCCUGGGAUGUGGGUCAUUCCCCCUGGAGGAAAGGGCCCAGCACUGUGAAGCUGCGGGAAGCUGGAGCUCCCUUGGACACUGGAGCCCCUUUCUCAACAGUCAGGCUAAGUAGGAGGCAGGAACCAGGCCAUCUGGGGCCCAUCUGGGGCCUGGAGGUCCUCUCCAAGCCAACAUCCUGCUCCUCCUGCUUCCCCUUCCCUCUGAAUAAGUGUCUGUCACAUGUUGUUGAGGGCAAAAGAAUAUGAACUUGGAGGCAGGAAAUGCGGUCCUGGCCCCACUCUGCAUUUCCUAGUGUGCCACUCUGGACUCAGUUCCUCACCUGGAGGGUUAGGCCUGGCCACCUGGAACCUCCACUCCAUCACCUGUAGUUCAAGCAGGUCCAAACUCCCAAACUCUCCUGCCAUAAGGCGGGCAGCUCACCCUGGCUUCUAGGCCCCAUCUCGGCUUGCCCUGAGUUGGCCUCAUUGUCAGCUCCCUGAUUACAGAGUCCAGCACUUCCUUCCAGCUCCCUGGGGACAGCUGCUCCAGGAUCCCAGGCUAAGGUGGCUUCCACUGCCUCCUGCCCUUGGGGGAUGGGAGGCUGAUGUGGAAAAGCGGCCUCAGCUGUGUGGCCCUCAGGCCACAAUGAGACAACUGGGGCUGGGGGUGGUGAGGGGAGAAGACGCCUUUUGUGCACUCUCCCACCCAGAGCCAGCCACCACCUUUCCUAGGCCUGGGGGGGUACUUCCAGCAUGUGCCCUGCUCUAGACUGUCUGACAAGGUCAGCACCAUUUUCUCUCCUGACUUUAUGAGGUUAUUUAUUUUUCUCUUUCUUACUCCUACUAAAGAAACCCUGUCUCAAGA
Balaenoptera musculus (blue whale) is the source of this 4696-nucleotide messenger RNA. It is a transcript of the gene PLCB2, whose product is annotated as phospholipase C beta 2. The record is from RefSeq and is a predicted model, not a curated record. Gene Ontology annotation, molecular function: phosphatidylinositol-4,5-bisphosphate phospholipase C activity; calcium ion binding. NCBI's taxonomy places the organism in Eukaryota, Metazoa, Chordata, Mammalia, Artiodactyla, Balaenopteridae. Gene Ontology annotation, biological process: phosphatidylinositol-mediated signaling; lipid catabolic process.